AUGGAGGGCGCGGGCGAGCGGGCGCCGCUGCUGGGCGCGCGGCUGGCGGCGGCGUUCGCGGGCCGGCGCGUGGCGUGCGGGGCAGUGCUGCUGACCGAGCUGCUGGAGCGAGCUGCCUUCUACGGCAUAACGUCCAACCUGGUGCUGUUCCUGAACGGGGCGCCGUUCUUCUGGGAGGGCGCGCAGGCCAGCCAGGCGCUGCUGCUUUUCAUGGGCCUCACCUACCUAGGCUCGCCGUUCGGCGGUUGGCUGGCCGACGCGUGGCUCGGCCGGGCGCGCGCUAUCCUGCUCAGCCUGGCGCUGUACCUGCUGGGCAUGCUGGCCUUCCCGCUGCUGGCCGCGCCCGCCCCGCGCGUCGCUCUCUGCGGGGCCCUGCGCCCGGCGCGCGUGCUCAACUGCUCAGCGUCCUCCGCCAACGGCAGCGCGGCCUGCCCGGAGGCAGCUACCCGCCACUGCGCGCCCGCCACCUUCGCAGGGCUAGUGCUUGUGGGGCUCGGCGUGGCCACCGUCAAGGCCAACAUUACACCCUUCGGCGCCGACCAGGUUAAAGAUCGAGGUCCAGAAGCCACUAGGAGAUUUUUUAAUUGGUUUUAUUGGAGCAUUAAUUUGGGAGCAAUCAUUUCAUUAGGAGGCAUUGCCUAUAUUCAGCAGAACGUGAGCUUUGUAACUGGUUACCUGAUCCCCACUGUCUGUGUCGGCAUUGCUUUCGUGGUCUUCCUCUGUGGCCAGAGCUUCUUCAUCACCAAGCCUCCUGAUGGCAGCGCCUUCACUGAGGUAUUCAAAAUAUUGACAUAUUCAUGCUGUUCACAGAAGCGAAGCAGAGAACGCCAGAGUAGUGGUGAAGGCAUUGGAGUCUUUCAGCAAUCUUCUAAACAAAGUCUGUUUGAUUCAUGUAAGAUGUCUCGUGGAGGGCCAUUUACAGAAGAUAAAGUGGAAGAUGUGAAAGCUCUGGUCAAGAUUGUCCCUGUUUUCUUGGCUUUGAUACCUUACUGGACAGUGUAUUUCCAAAUGCAGACAACAUAUGUAUUACAGAGUCUUCAUUUGAAGAUCCCAGAAAUUACAAGUAUUACAACCACUCCUCAUACGUUCCCGGCAGCCUGGCUGACCAUGUUUGAUGCUGUGCUCAUCCUCCUGCUCAUACCUUUGAAGGACAAAGUGGUUGAUCCCAUUUUGAAAAGGAAUGGCUUGCUCCCAUCAUCCUUGAAAAGGAUCGCUGUUGGGAUGUUCUUUGUAAUGUGCUCUGCCUUUGCUGCUGGAAUUCUGGAAAGUAAAAGGCUGGACCUUGUUAAGGAGAAAACCAUUAAUCAGACCAUUGGCAAUGUCCUUUACCAUGCAGCUGAUUUGCCGUUAUGGUGGCAGGUGCCACAGUAUGUGCUGAUUGGGAUCAGUGAAAUAUUUGCAAGUAUAUCAGGUCUAGAAUUUGCAUACUCAGCUGCCCCCAAGUCCAUGCAGAGUGUCAUCAUGGGCUUGUUCUUCUUCUUCUCUGGUGUCGGGUCAUUCGUGGGCUCAGGACUGUUGGCACUGGUGUCGGUCAAAGCCAUCGGGUGGAUGAGCAAUCACACAGAUUUUGGUAAUAUUAAUGGCUGCUAUUUGAACUACUACUUUUUCCUUCUGGCUGCUAUUCAAGGAGCUACCCUCCUGCUUUUCCUUAUUGUUUCUGUGAAAUACGACCGUCAGCGAUCAAGAGCAAACGGAGUGCCCACCAGCGGGAGGGCCUGACAUUUCUGAGGUCCAAGGACAGUUCAUUAGACUGUUGUGUCAGUAAAUGUCUGGAAGUGCACUGAGAAUAGGCAAAAUUCUAAGUUGCCGUAAAGUGUCUGACUUUCCUAAAACAUGCAUGUUGCCUGGAUUGGUUUCUUCUUUCCUUCUGCCCCAGUGAACUAGGUAAGUGCCUUCCUGUAUUUAUCUCCUGGCACGCUGGGCCCUCCUGGAGGAGAAAUGCAGAUUUUAAGUAUGUUGCUUCUCAUGAUUAAAGGUCUCUCUGUGAA
This is a messenger RNA of Cynocephalus volans (Philippine flying lemur), 1988 nucleotides long. It is a transcript of the gene SLC15A4, whose product is annotated as solute carrier family 15 member 4. Bases 1 to 1719 code for a protein of 572 amino acids. NCBI's taxonomy places the organism in Eukaryota, Metazoa, Chordata, Mammalia, Dermoptera, Cynocephalidae. The record is from RefSeq and is a predicted model, not a curated record. Gene Ontology annotation, cellular component: membrane. Gene Ontology annotation, molecular function: dipeptide transmembrane transporter activity; L-histidine transmembrane transporter activity. Gene Ontology annotation, biological process: histidine transport; dipeptide import across plasma membrane. The transcript is spliced from 8 exons.